AUGGAAAAGCCAUUCGUACCCUCUCCAGGCAAACCAGUCAUCGCGGUGGCAGGCGCAACAGGGGGCCUGGGCACGCGCCUGACAGACACUUUCCUCUCGCCAGGACUGCGAGACAGACUCUCAGGAGUCGUGGCGCUUGCUCGUGGACACACCCCAAGCACAGAGAGAUGGACGAAGCUGGACGCGGAGAUCCGGAUAAUCGACGACGAGUGCGACGAGAAUGACUUGAUCAUGGCACUAGACGGCGUUGAUGUCCUCGUCAACGCGAUUUCAACGGUGGGAGCCUCUGUCCGGGAUCAACUUGCGCGCGCGCUGCCAAAAACGUCGGUCAAGCUGUAUUUUCCGUCCGAGUUUGGUGUCGACCAUACGCUGCAUGGCUUUGAUAUCCCCGAGUGGGAUGGGAAGAAGCGCCAUUACGAGCUGGCCAAGAAGGUACAGGUACAGCAAGAGGCAGACUUUCAGAUGUGUAGACUGUUUGUCGGGCUCUUCUUGCAUAGUGGGAUCGGUCCGUGGUACGGGUUCCAUACCUCGAAGGGCGUAUACCAGGCUAUUGGCAGUUUGGAUCAGAGCAGCAGCUAUACGGACAUAGGCGAUAUUGCUCGCGUGGUUUGUGGGCUCGCUGAGCGGGCUGUUCGAGGGGAGAAAGUGCCUGAAGCGUUGCGUAUUGCUGGAUCACACGCCAGUUGCCGCCAAAUAGCCCGAGAAAUGUCUGCGGCUGGGUCCGGGGACAUUGACUUGAAGACUGUUGAGCUAGACACGUAUCGAGACAAGGCCCUCAGUCGCAAGUACGAGGAUCGCGGUGCUAUCGUAUACCUGAGAUUCCUCAUGGGUGACGGCAGGGUUGAUUACAGGCCGAAGGAUGAAGGUGGACUGGGCAAUGAUAAUGAGGUGGUCAAUCCCUGGGAGCAGCAGUUCGUGUGGAAGACCGUACGAGACUUGGCCCAUCAGAGUGGCGGAAGGCCGAAUAGCGACGUAUAG
Molecule: messenger RNA, 978 nt
Organism: Cladophialophora yegresii CBS 114405
Lineage: Eukaryota; Fungi; Ascomycota; Eurotiomycetes; Chaetothyriales; Herpotrichiellaceae
Exons: 2
Coding region: 1-978 (325 amino acids)
Source: RefSeq, a predicted model, not a curated record